CCCAAGCAGCAAAGCACCACGAGCCACAUCCUGACGUCAGGGGCGGGCCGGGUGGAGGGCUCGGCGCUCUGCAAGUUGUGCCUGGCGUUCUAGCGGCCGGUGUCGGCCUGGAGAGUCCCAGUUCAGAGCGGGAGCUGAGAGGAGGCGGAGAUGGCGUCCCAGCCGCCGCCUCCCCCGAAACCCUGGGAGACCCGCCGGAUUCCGGGGACCGGGCCGGGACCAGGACCCGGCCCCACUUUCCAAUCUGCUGAUUUGGGUCCUACUUUGUUGACAAGACCUGGACAACCAACACUUACCAGAGUGCCACCACCCAUUCUUCCAAGGCCAUCACAGCAGACAGGAAGCAGUAAUUUGAACACUUUCAGACCUGCUUACAGUUCAUUUUCUUCUGGAUAUGGUGCCUAUGGAAAUUCAUUUUAUGGAAGCUAUAGCCCUUAUAGUUAUGGAUAUAAUGGGCUGGGCUAUAACCGCCUUCGUUUAGAUGAUCUUCCACCUAGUAGAUUUGUUCAGCAAGCUGAAGAGAGCAGCAGAGGUGCAUUUCAGUCCAUUGAAAGUAUUGUGCAUGCAUUUGCCUCUGUCAGCAUGAUGAUGGAUGCCACUUUUUCAGCUGUCUAUAACAGUUUCAGGGCUGUAUUGGAUGUAGCAAACCACUUUUCCCGAUUAAAAAUACACUUUACAAAGGUUUUUUCAGCUUUUGCAUUAGUUAGGACUAUAAGGUACCUUUACAGACGGUUACAGUGGAUGAUAGGUUUAAGAAGAGGCUUGGAGAAUGAGGACCUAUGGGCAGAAAGUGAAGGAACUGUGGCUUGCCUUGGUGCUGAGGACAGAGCCGCUAACUCAGCAAAAUCUUGGCCAAUAUUCUUAUUCUUUGCUGUUAUCCUUGGUGGACCUUACCUCAUCUGGAAACUGCUAUCUACUCACAGUGAUGAUGUAACAGACAAUACCAACUGGGCAAGUGGUGAGGACGACCAUGUAGUUGCUAGAGCAGAAUAUGAUUUUGUUGCUGUAUCUGAAGAAGAAAUUUCUUUCCGUGCUGGUGAUAUGCUGAACUUAGCUCUCAAAGAGCAACAACCCAGAGUGCGUGGUUGGCUUCUGGCCAGUCUUGAUGGUCAAACAACAGGACUUAUACCUGCUAAUUAUGUCAAAAUUCUUGGUAAAAGAAGAGGUAGAAAAACAGUGGAAUCCAGUAAAAUUUCCAAGCAGCAACAGUCUUUUACCAAUACAACACUAAUUAAAGGAGCCACAGCUGCUGAUUCUUUGGAUGAACAGGAAGCUGCCUUUGAAUCUGUUUUUGUUGAAACUAAUAAGGUUCCAGUUGCAUCUGAUUCCACUGGGAAAAAUGGAGAUAAACAAGAUCUUUGAUAACUUUCAUAUUUGCCUGAAGUUGAACUAUAGAGUACUUUUUAAAAAUUUCUUCUUACAAAGAAAUUAAUCUACAAUCCAAUGAAAACAUUUGUUAAUGACUAUUUAAGAUGUUUUGCUGCUAGAAAUUACUCAAGUUGUACACUAGUAUGUUGGUCUAGUGACCUGGUUACGUUUUAUGAGUUAUUGGACCAUGAGGAUAUUUGUUUAGCUUAGGUUAUAAGAUUAUGGAGACUAUCAUUUUCAUCUUAUUUGGAACCCUGUGUUUCUCUUGAAAGAGUAAGAUUGAUGAACUGUAGAAUACACACUUUGCUACAGUAGGGAUCACUAAUACAUUUUAAAAUUCUAGUUUAAUUGACUUGGAAUCCUCAGAAAUUGAGUGACAGUGUAUGAGAACAGGCUAAUUUUUCUACAACUUUAAUUAAACUGAAUAGUAAAAAUUUUCUGAUGUGUAUUACAUCCAGUAUUGGGUUUGCUUUAGGCAGUAGUAAAAUAUUUUCACCCAACAAUUAAUGCUAUUAUGUUUUAUUGUAUUUUUGAAAAUUUUAUCUUAGAAAGGUUGCUAAAAGCAUUGUAAAGGAAAUGGUUCUGGGGUGAUAGUUAGCCCGAAUAGUUUUCUUUGCUAGUAAAAAGGCUAUAAUUUAUCUUUCUUACAGAUUGCUUCCUUUUCUUCAGAGGGUCAUAUGACUUUUUAUAUGUAUGACUAGUUUUCAUCCUGGGUGAAUCAGAACUCUUAAUCUGUAAGAUUUACUUUGUUUUUCUCCAGCCUAGACUCAAGUUCUUUAAGUUUGCAACUCGAUUCUAGCAGUAAUGAUUUUAAAUCUUUUCACAGAUUCUCUGCUUCUACCUAUUAAAAUUAUUUUUUUAAUUCCAUAUUCAGACUGUUCUGUAAACAUUGAGAGUGUAUUACAUUGGGUACAUAUUUCUUUUAGGUUCAGUUUUUACUACUGAGACUAUAAAUAAAAUGCUGAAUUGCCAUUUAGAGUAUGAUAAUAUUAUUUGACUUGUUUAGGAAUGAUUUUAGGUACAGUUAAAUUUCAGUACACUGAAUAUUUCCCCACAAAAUUGGAAAAUUCAUAUACUUGCUAUUAUCAUACUACAAAAACAAUAUCAGUUAUACAGAGUAUGAAAAUACAUUACAGAUAUUGUUGAAAACUUAAAAUUAUUUGAUGAAGACUUUGAUCUUUUUCUUCUUAUAGAGUUUAUGUUCAACAACUAAGUAAUUCUGAAAUAGUUCAAACUAAAACAUUAGGAACCAAGUAUAUGUGUAAUCAACAUAGAAUUUUACUAAAGACUUCUUGGGAACCUCUCUUUUGUGAUAAUACAGUAAGUAAUGUAUCAUUUAAAAUACAAUGUUGACCCCAUGCAGAAAAAAGUAACAAAAUAGUAAAAUUGUUAUCUAGACAUAUUUUUCUAACACCUAGUUCUUCAAACCUUCAAGUUGAGGAGAUUAAGUUACUUAUAUACUAUUUUCCAUUUGUAUUCAACACUUAGAGGUUCUGCUUUGCUUUGUUAAUUAGAAAGUCAUUUAUGGAAAUUUUGUUCUUGAAACAAAUUUUUUAUAAAACAAAUUAUUAAAUUUGAUGUUGAGACAUCUAAAUUGAAUGCAAGUAGAGGUGAAAUUUUGAGUUGGUGCUAUUUAGAUUAGAAAAGGGGUCUUUAUGAUUGCUAUUAAAGAUGUAUAGGGAGAAGAGUAUAGCACAAAAUAAAUGACAAAAACAAUUUGACUUUUCUUAUGGUAUUUUUGUUUUGGUUUUUUUUUUUGGUUAAGAAUGCUAAAUUGCAGCAUACAUUUUAUGUAUAUUAUUUGUGUCUAAAAAUUCUUUUUCUAAUAAGAAUCUAGAAAAGGAAUUUAGGAAUAAGCAGAAAAAUUUUAUAACCUUUCUUAUCAUGACAGUUUUAGGUUUCAAUAUUGUUAUUUUUAGAAAUUUAUUUAAGGACUGCUGCUUUGUAGAAAUUACAAACUGAAAAAAACAUUUUAAAUUAAAUACAGUAAUCACAAGUUACAACAAUAAAACAGGUUUCAUUUAAAUUUUUUUCUGAUUGUAAUUUAUCAGUAUAGAAAGGAAAAAGGUAAGCUUUAUACAUUUUCAUGUGUUAACAUUUUAUUUAGGUAUUUGAUUUAGUCUAUCAGUGUGUCAUAUAUUUACUUGAAUACUGAUGUCCUUUAUCUGUGCUUUCUUUAAUAGAUAAAAGAACAAAUAUUAAAUGCUGUUAACAUUUUAUUUUUAAUAGAUUGUGAAGUUAUUUUAUUGGACAAAUAAAAAUAUAUUAAACUUG
Molecule: messenger RNA, 3642 nt
Organism: Cervus elaphus (red deer)
Lineage: Eukaryota; Metazoa; Chordata; Mammalia; Artiodactyla; Cervidae
Gene: PEX13
Product: peroxisomal biogenesis factor 13
Exons: 4
Coding region: 151-1362 (403 amino acids)
Biological process (GO): protein import into peroxisome matrix, docking
Cellular component (GO): peroxisomal importomer complex; peroxisome; peroxisomal membrane
Molecular function (GO): protein binding
Source: RefSeq, a predicted model, not a curated record